AUGGCCUCUGACAACAACGUCGCAUUCUGGGCGAAGACCGACAAGUACCUGAUGUCUACGGGUGUCCCCUACUCCCCGAUCAUUAUCACGAGGGCAAAAGGCACGAAACUCUACGAUGCAGAGGGUCGCCAGAUCUUGGACUUUACGUCCGGACAGAUGAGCUCUCUUCUGGGCCACUCGCAUCCAGAAAUCGUUGAGGUCGUUCAGAAAUAUGUUGCUGAGCUGGAUCAUCUGCUGAGCAACAUGAUCACCCAGCCAGUUGCAGAUCUCGCAGAGAGAUUAGGCAAGCUUCUUCCUGCUCCUCUUGAAAAGGCAGGUCAUCACCUCACGCCCUGUCGAAUAGGAUAG
Molecule: messenger RNA, 348 nt
Organism: Colletotrichum spaethianum
Lineage: Eukaryota; Fungi; Ascomycota; Sordariomycetes; Glomerellales; Glomerellaceae
Product: 2,2-dialkylglycine decarboxylase
Exons: 1
Coding region: 1-348 (115 amino acids)
Cellular component (GO): mitochondrion
Molecular function (GO): transaminase activity; pyridoxal phosphate binding
Source: RefSeq, a predicted model, not a curated record